This is a messenger RNA of Acromyrmex echinatior (Panamanian leafcutter ant), 2292 nucleotides long. RefSeq names its product homogentisate 1,2-dioxygenase (gene hgo). NCBI's taxonomy places the organism in Eukaryota, Metazoa, Arthropoda, Insecta, Hymenoptera, Formicidae. The record is from RefSeq and is a predicted model, not a curated record. Gene Ontology annotation, molecular function: homogentisate 1,2-dioxygenase activity. Gene Ontology annotation, cellular component: cytoplasm. Gene Ontology annotation, biological process: L-phenylalanine catabolic process.
CUUCUGUAUUUCUAGUUAAGAAACGAUCUGUCUCUGGAUAAAAAAAUCGCUGCUCGUCAUGAGAGACGAACUCAAGUAUCUCACGGGAUUCGGUUGUGAGUUCUCCAGCGAGGAUGAGCGCUGUCCAGGAGCACUGCCCAUUGGGCAGAAUAAUCCACAGAAAUGUCCAUAUGGUCUUUAUGCCGAACAACUAUCAGGCACAGCAUUUACAGUUCCACGUAAUCAAAAUAAAAGAUCGUGGCUCUAUCGAAUAAGACCCUCUGUCGUUCACAACCCAUUUAAAUCCUUCACUAGAAGCCAUGGUGCCGAAUCUUAUGUAAGAAACGAUUGGAACGAGACCUAUCCAAAUCCCAAUCAGCUAAGAUGGAAGACUUUUGAUGUCCCAACUCGACGAGAUCCCGAAGUCGAUUUUAUCGAGGGCCUUCACACUUUGUGUGGUGCCGGCGAUCCUAAGAUGCGCCAAGGCGUUGCGAUACACGUGUACUUGUGCAAUGCUUCCAUGAAGGAUAGAGCUUUUUAUAAUGCCGAUGGCGAUUUUCUCAUUGUGCCACAGUUGGGUACUCUGCAAAUUACCACUGAGUUUGGCAAGAUCCGAUGCGAACCGAAUGAAAUAUGCGUUAUUCAGCAAGGAAUGCGAUUCUCCGUGACCGUCUUUGGUCCAAGCAGAGGUUACAUCUUAGAAGUCUUCGACAAUCACUUCCAGUUGCCGGAAUUAGGGCCGAUAGGAGCAAACGGCUUGGCGAAUCCGAGGGAUUUUCAAACUCCUGUGGCUUGGUACGAGGAUCGUGAGAUUGAUUAUGAGAUCAUAUGUAAAUAUCAGGGAAAGCUAUUCGUGGCCAAUCAAGAUCAUAGCCCCUUUGAUAUAAUUGCGUGGCAUGGCAACUACGUACCUUAUAAAUAUGAUCUUAAGAGAUUCAUGAUCAUCAAUUCCGUUUCUUUUGAUCACUGCGAUCCUUCCAUCUUCACCGUGCUGACGUGCCCCACUAACAAACCUGGAACCGCUGCAGCCGACUUCGUGAUCUUUCCACCCCGAUGGUCCGUGCAAGAACACACUUUCAGACCACCCUACUAUCACCGAAAUUGCAUGAGCGAGUUCAUGGGCUUGAUAAAGGGUCGCUACGAGGCAAAAGAGGAUGGUUUUUCUGCUGGUGGUGCAUCGCUACAUUCCAUAAUGACUCCACACGGUCCCGAUAGACAAUGCUUCGAGGCUGCAUCCAAGAGCGAGCUGGUGCCAGAACGGAUCGCUGAUGAUACACAGGCAUUUAUGUUCGAAACCUCGUAUAGCAUGGCCGUGACACAAUGGGCUAGUAACCUUUGCAAUAAGCUGGACAAUGAGUAUUACAAAUGUUGGCAGGAUUUACAGAAACAUUUUGAUCACACUGAUAAGCAAGCCAAAAUUGCUUAAGAUAACGAUCUUUAUUGGAAAGAUUGAAUGCUAGAUCUUUAAAGUUUUGAGCUUCAUUCUUGUUGCCGUAUCUUCUUGCUUUUCUCUUCCUUUUUUUUUAAUAUCACGUAACCGCAGAAUUGUGUAAUAAAUAAAAGCUUAUUACUUUACGUUACUGUACUUCACUGUGAUAAAUGUCCAUAAUCUCAACAAAAAUUUAACGUGUUCGGGAGGAAAGCAGUAUAUAGCCAGCUUUCAAGAUAAAUCUGGCACCUCUUUUUUCCUCUCGAAGUAAAAAAAUCACUAAGAUCAUUAAUUUUGAACGAUAGUCUAUUUUAGUAUUAUAACUUUAUGCCAUCUUCAAGAAAAGAAAAAGUUAUCUUGAUGAUUUAUUAUUUUGUUGACGAAAAGAAAAAAUAGAAUCUCGUCUUUCUCUUGCAAUAACAAUCACGUUAUCAAGAUUCUUUCAUUGUUAUUAUAAUAAAAAAAGUAUUAAUGUUAUUGAAGAAAUGCGCGUUGUAAUCUUUCUUUUUUCUGACCGCUUCUUUCGUGUGUAUCGCAUUCAUGAAGGACGCAUAUCGUGCAAAACAAAGUUAUCUGGUGCAUGUAGCUAAGACUAAAUUAUCAAUUCAUCAACAUUGUAUUCAUUCGUAUGAAGAAUAUUACUGAAUGCAAAAAGAACUUUUAAUCGCAUCUAUCAUAAAAGUUGAUAUGCAAUUUGAUGAAAUCGGUACAGCAUAAAUCAUUCGAGCAAUAUGACAAUAAUAUUAAUGUUCCAGCAAUGUCACAAUAAUAUUGCAACGAUAUUGCAAUAUUGCUAAAAUGUUUUAUGCUAUGUAGGAAAUUAUGUUAGACUACUUUAUUAUAUUAAAUAAAUUGUUCAUUACCGAUAUUUUAAAGUACUAAAA